Triticum aestivum (bread wheat) is the source of this 848-nucleotide messenger RNA. RefSeq lists its product as uncharacterized. The record is from RefSeq and is a predicted model, not a curated record. NCBI's taxonomy places the organism in Eukaryota, Viridiplantae, Streptophyta, Magnoliopsida, Poales, Poaceae. The transcript has 2 exons. The coding region runs from base 172 to 789 and encodes 205 amino acids.
UCCCACCGCGCCGCCACUCCACCUGUUUUUCCUCGGGAUCCCUCCCGGACCAACCCGCAUCAAACCCCCGAUCCAAAAAGUAUCCUCUCGAUCUCUCCCCACCAACCGAGGCCUCCCCUCGAUCCAACCCUCCUCUGCCUCCCUGCCCGUUCUGGAUCGGAGCCCGAGCAGAUGAGCCCCGUCGCGCCCUCUCCUUCCUCCGUUUUUCCUUCUCUCUGUAUCUCAUCUCUCCCUCGUCGCUGUCUCCGUGCAGAAAACUCGUCGCCGGCCUUCCCUGCCUCGUCCAAGUGGGGUUUCAGUGCCUCGCCGCCCGGAUCCAACCAUCUCCGCGUCAUCCGCGCCGCCAACCCUGCCACGCUCGCGCCCGGGUCCAGCCGCCGCUGCCCUCCCGACCUUCGUCUGUUCCGCGAUCCUGCUGAAGCCGCACCAAGUUCUAUUGCUGCUCUGUAUCGCUGCGUGCAGCUGAUCCAGUGGCUCCCCAGCGCCUCGUUCGUCCCUGCCAGCGCCCGCGUGUGCGCAAGGGCCGCAAGGCUAGGGGCGCCCGGCUCCUUCCGCUUACCUAGCCAGCCAAGGGCCAGAAUCGCCAUGGCCGCCGGCCUCUGUUUUCCCGCUUCACUCAGCCACUUGUGCCAAAUCCUCUUGGGCAGCUGCGGUAUGCUGCAAACCGGCCUGUGCGUGUUUUUUUCCAGUUCCAGCGAAAUUAGCUUUAUUCCUGGGAUUUUCUAUUUUGUUAAAAAAAAACCUAAACUUCAUGCAUUUAAUAUCUCACCAACCGUGCAUCCAAAUUGAACAAACUUAAUAUGAAAAUUGCUUAGAAUUGUGUGUAGUUUCAUAUUAUGUCAUUUUCA